GGGGAAACCACUUUAAAAAAAAAGUCUUGAUUGCAACGCAGUGGUCAGCUCAGUGUCAGUCUAUUGGAAGUGAUGCAAGCGUUUCUCAAUUCCACGAAGUAAUCAAGGAAAACAAUUUCCUAACACCAAUGUAUGGUUUGAUGAUCUCUCCACAAGGCUAUGGUACAUCUAAUAUUUAUACAAGACCAUCCCGAAAAUUUAAUUAAAGUUACACAUCUGCUGUUAAUGGGGUAAGAAUACGAAGAUUCCAAAUUAUACUUCCACGAGUCAAUAUGGCAGGCUAUGGUGUUUAUGCUGAUGACGAUGAAGAAACAGAAGCAAAUGAAUACACAGAUUUGCCUUCAAGUAAUGAUAAAACGAAUGCACUAGAAAAGUUUUACUAUCCGGAGACUGAAGUGAAAGAUCAACGGAAAAUAAUGAUUUCCCUGCAACAUAAACUAAAAGAUCAAAGUAAGAUAGAGGAAUGCUUAGAAAUACUUCUACAGGGAAAGGAAGAACAUUGUGAAAAAAUUGAAUUGUUAGCAGAAUUUGCACUAUCAUUAAAAUGUAAUUGGGAAAAAUUAGCAAGUGAAAAUACAAAACUUCACAAACGAAAACUUGCACAGAUGAAGAAAAUUGAAAAGAACUUUGAACAGAUCACGCUCAAGCAUAUUCAAGAAAGUCAUAGUAAAGAAUGUGAUAUGUUUACACAGAAAAUCGAAGAAUUACAAGAAUUUCUCAAGAUUUCUCAAGAUAAAAAGAAUAAAUGGAAAGAAAAAGCUCAAGAGUCUGACAAAAAGUUUCAAAAGUUAUUAACUGAAAAAGUUCAAGAGUCUGACGGAAAGUCUCAAAAAAUAUUAACUAAAAAAGAUGACUUACAUAAUACUCUAAAGAUCAUUCAACAUACAGCAGACGAUUGGAAGAGGAUAGCUAAAGCCAACGAAGCUGAGAUUGAAAAAUUGAUAACGGAAAAAGAGAGAUUACAAAAUGAAAUUAAAGAAGUGACAUUUGAAAAAAAUAAAUUAGAAACAUCUCUAGCAAAUACUCAAACAGAAUUUUCAACACUGAUUUUUGAAAAAGCCGAUUUGGAAAACUCAUUGAGAAAAAUGAAAUCAGACAGAGCUCAAUCGUGGCAUGGGAUUCUUGGAGACAUAUGUCAUAUAAAGUUUUUCCCAACUUUUGAAGAGGCCAGAACGAAAUAUUUCUCUUUAAUCUGUAUGCUUUUGCUUAUUACUAUUUUUAUUAGUGUAGUUUUAGCUUUUUAAAGUCGUUGAUGGCUGUUUAUGUUCUCCAAGUUAUUGUAAAUUUAACUUCCAAUGAUCUUUAAAGGCAUUAUUUGGGUUUCAUUUUCAUACGACCUUUAUGAUUUCAAAACAGUUAUUUGUGUGUGUGCUACUUUAUUAAAAUGUAAAUUAUGUGUGUAACACCAUUUGAUAUAAUAUUAAAGCAAUAAAAUAAAAAUAUAUUUCAUUUCUAAUUAAUAAAUAAUUAAAUAUAAGCACAAUAAACAUAAUAUUGAUAUCAGGCGUAAAAAAUGUAUACUUUAAAAUUCUUCGUUUGCUACUUUCUAUACUAUAUAUUUUUUUAAAAAAAUGUCGCUUGUAUAUAUCUCUAUGAUAUUAACAAUAACGAAUCUCUAUGCUAAAAAAACACUAAAAGAUAUUCCUGUAUGUAUUUCACACUCUGGUCUACUUAUCAGUGGGAAUCAAGAGUUCACAUUUUGACAUGACAUUUAGGUCUGCCGAGACAAAAUUUUGUUUAGAUACGGUAGUACACUGAUUGUAUUGUUAUGACUCUGCCAUGCGCACCGCGAUCCAGGCUAGUGCAGAGAUGCGCACUUCUAGUAACCAAACUAGAACAGGAUGUUGACAUUAGGAGACAAACGAUUUCCGCCCAAGGUGAGAGCCCAGAUAGAGAUGUUGUGAUCAAUACAGAUUGUUCUACAUGUAUUUGUGAUGUCCUGUCAAUAAAUAUAGAUGUGCCUCGUUGAGUUGCCACAAAUAAGUUAUUACAAUAUUGUACUUUUGAUACCAAAGAUACACAAUUUAUACCUUGUAACAUUUUUUGAAAUAUUUUUUCGUAUGUUUUUGUAAUCUCAAAACCAAAGUUUCGAAGGAACAUUUUAAUACAAACAAAAAAAAAGUUACAUUUGAAUAAAUCAAAAAAGUUCACAUCUGUGGAAUAAAAUUGUGAUAUUUAUUUGCUUGUAAUGAACAUUUCAUUUUAUUAUUUGCAAAUAUAUUUAAUAAGCAUUUUUUCCUAAAUAAUAAUUAAAUAUAUUUAUUGAGUAUUCUAAUAAAAUGAACAAUAAUUUUUUGUAAUCAAACUCAGCUUCUUAAAAAAAAUUUAUAAUUCCUCACAAUUAGCGUUUCAAUUUAGAAAUCUGCAGGAAGGUUGAAAUAUUUUUUUUAUUCUAGAUGUUGACCUAACAGCUGCAGAGAAAACAUUUUAUUGACAUUCCUUUAUUACAUGAAUGAUGUGACAAUAAAAUGAUGAUCUAAAUUACACACCUAUGCGUACAUUACUUAUCAGAUGUAUUAUCUUCAAAAUCUCAAUCUUCCAUUAUUAUCUUAUAUUUAAACUCAUACAACAAAGACACAAAUUUUAAGCAAACAAUCUGUUAUAAGCCUAACUUAAAUCUUAUCUUAUCUUCUUAUCUUAUAUGUUACAGACGUAACUUUAAAAAAGAAGAUGAUUACGUCCUACGCGUCAUGCAUUUAGUCAUGCAUAUUAACCAAUGACCUAAACUCCACCAAGUCACUGGUUUUCCUGGCCAGCUCAGGCAACCCGUUCAAUGUUCUAAUAGCCCUAGGGAAGAAGGAGCUUUUGUACAAAUUUGUCCUAGCAUAUGGAACGAGGAAUGUGCAUUUAUCUUUGUGCCUGUCUUAGUAUUUUAUUAAAUUUUCUUUUGUAUUUGAAGAUUAUGGUUGGGUAUUUUAUGUAUAAUUGCUACUUUACUUUUAAGUCUUCUAUCCUAAAGACUUUCUAAAUUUAGUGAUUUAACUACAGGUGUUACUCUAGUCAAAUGUGAAUAUUCGUUUGUUAUGAAUCUCACUGCUCUAUUUUGUGUCUGUUUCAGUUUCUUAAUGUGAGUUAAAGGGUCCCAAACAGAGGAUGCAUAUUCUAUUAUUGGCCUAACCAAGGUUAAAUAGCAUUUUAGUUAUAUGUUCUUAUUUAUAGUAAUUUCUUCUAAUAAACUCUAAUGCUUUGUUGGAUUUGUUGAUAGUUAGCUUGACAGUUUUAUAUAACAAAGUUUUAUUUAAAUUCUUCUAUUUAUUCAUUCUUAAAACAUUAGUAAAUCUUUUUUUUUAAUCAUAUGUAUAUUCUUUAAAAUAACAUUUACCUCUUUUUUUUUCUAAAAUAUAUAUUCCAGAAUAUUUGAUUUAUUUCUUAAAUAUCUAUAUUCUCUCCUAUAUAUUUUUUUCCAUUGCACUUUAUAAAGAAACAAAUGUAUCGUCUUGACAGGUUUCUCACAGUUUAAAAUUGUAUUAAUAUAAUUAUCUUAAAUUCUAAAUAUUUUGAUGUCUUAUAAUUAAUUGAUUUCUUAAAAUGACAUUUGAUUUGAAUUCUUGACAACUUUGACACAACUAAUGAAUUAUUAUGUUCAAAAUUAUUUUUAUGAAAUAAGUUUAUGUUUAAAGUGUUAAUGUAUAAAAUGAGUCUGUAGCAAAAAAUCAAAAAGUAAAAGAUAUUAAAUAUGUACAA
This is a messenger RNA of Biomphalaria glabrata, 3684 nucleotides long. RefSeq lists its product as uncharacterized. The record is from RefSeq and is a predicted model, not a curated record. The transcript is spliced from 17 exons. The coding region runs from base 273 to 1244 and encodes 323 amino acids. NCBI's taxonomy places the organism in Eukaryota, Metazoa, Mollusca, Gastropoda, Planorbidae.